CGCGGGAGUUAAUGAGUGGGUGUACAUUCCAUUAAGAACUGAAGUUAUGGCUGACCUUCCUCCUACGCAGGAUAUUGAUGAAACACAUGAUUACAUAUCACAAAAAAUUGACUCCUCCAUAGUUUGGGGGAGAUUGCUUCCCUUAGAUAGCAGGUUCCCUUCAAUUGGUUUGGUGGCUUUCAAUAACAUUGGCCCUUAUCAAUAUCGUUAGAUUUGAUCAAUGAGUCUUAUACAUUCGGUCGUGGUGAUGACUGCUCCUUCAGAUUUGUUCUUGAUAUGUUUGACGGUUCAUCACAGUUCACAACAGUUAGUAAACUCCACUUCAAAAUAGUUUUGGAAUCAACGAGUAACAAUCCUCUGGUUUUUAUACAUGAUCUUAGCAGCAAUGGAACUUUUGUCAAUGGGUCAAAAAUUGGACGUGGCAAGAAGCAACCGUUAAAUAACAACGAUGAAAUCUCAGUAUCUCUAAAAAAUUUAAAAUGCUUUAUAUUUUCUGAAUCCAGCUCCGCUCGUGCUCUCUAUCCAGCUGAAGUGACAGAUAAAUAUACUGUUUCAAAGCAUAUCGGACGAGGUGCCUAUGGGGAAGUUAAGCUGAUCUUUGAUAAGGAAUAUUGUGAAAAAUACGCAAUGAAAAUAGUUCAGAAGAAACACUUUUCCUUAGCUUCAAAAUUUGGCAAGCAUUCCACUAGUUCAAUCGCUUCUGAAGUGGAUAUUUUAACGCGUUUAAAUCACCCAUGUAUCAUUCAGAUCUACGAUGUUAUAGAUACGACAGAAGCGAUGUACAUGGUUCUUGAGCUUGUUGAAGGUGGUGAACUCUUUAAUCGUAUUGUCGACCUUGGUCAAUUAAAUGAAUCUGAUUCCAAGUUUUUCUUUCUUCAAAUGGUUAUAGCCGUGAAGUACUUACAUGAUCAUGGAAUCACUCACCGUGACUUAAAGCCUGAAAAUAUUCUCCUCACAAGUAAAGCAAAUCGAUGUCUUAUAAAAGUGACUGAUUUCGGUGUAUCAAAACUUGUUGAUGAAGGGACAAUGUUGCGUACAUUUUGUGGUACUCCAGACUACUUGGCUCCAGAAGUUCUAAAAACUGCUGGUUGUGGUACAUACACAUGUGUUAUUGAUGUAUGGUCACUCGGUGUGAUUUUGUACAUUUGUUUAGUGGGAUAUCCUCCAUUCACUAAACAACGUCAAGAUUUUGAUUUAGAAACUCAAAUUAUUAAUGGUUUAUAUGAUUUUCCCAAGAUGUUCUGGCAUGGAAUAAGUGAAGAAGCUAUAAAUCUUAUUAAACAUAUGCUUGUUGUCAAUCCAGUUAAUAGGAGUUCAAUUUAUGAUGUUUUAGAAGAUCCUUGGCUUAUUGAUGCUGAAAUUCAAAAUGAAGUUCAACAAUUGAUAAGUCAUGCAAGUAAAACUGCCGUAUCUUCUAAUCACUCUCAAUUAAAUGUUUCAAAACAAAUCUAUCUGUCAUCAUUAUCACAAGGAAUUUCAUCAAAUAAUCAUUCUCCUGAAACUACCAAUCCAUUUGACUGUCAUUCAAAUAAACCUAUUGAUUUACUUUGUCCCAACGAUGCCCAACUCAGCGUAGAUGAACAUGCAGCAGAUGUCGAAAAUGACAGUAAUAAUUAUACUAAUGAAAGCAAAGAAAGCAAUCAAUGUUUAUUAACCGAUAAGGCUGUGAUCAGAAAACGUCCUACAUUAAGUUCACUAGACUCUGUAUUGAAAUCUCCAAAAGUGCUUAUUAUCUCUUCCAAUGAAAAAGCCAUAAGUGAUCAAGGUGAAUCAAAAUAAAACAAGAAAUGGAAAGAAAACUAUUCACGAGUAACCAACCAACACUCAUUAGAUUAUCAUUUAUAUAUUCCUUUCCAAAUUCCUACUAUUUAGAUUCUUUUUUAUUUCUUUCAUUAUUUUGCUUUCUCACUAAUUUUAUUUGUGCAUAUUUUUGGUGCCCAUAAGAUAUUUCAUUAACUUAUCAAUUAGUGAAUAGAACUAAUGUCGUUUAAUUUCAAGUUUUAAUCCAAUUCUCAUUGUAGAUAUACCUGCUACUACACUUACUACAUUAUACUUUGUGCUCUCCCUUAUUAUAAGUCCUGUCUUAUUUCACUAAAAUAUUGUUUUCUGUAAGUCGUUUGUUUAUCUACCUAUUUAGGGAGGUGGGAGAACAAAGUUUUAUUCCACAGAUGUGUAACAAAGUAAUGAACUGUGUUACACUUUGUACACUUAUCUUGGUAUUUUCUUCUACAAAAAAUAAACAAUUUGUGACAUGUAGC
Schistosoma mattheei is the source of this 2258-nucleotide messenger RNA. The record is from the annotation of a GenBank genome assembly. Lineage: Eukaryota; Metazoa; Platyhelminthes; Trematoda; Strigeidida; Schistosomatidae.